Rhineura floridana is the source of this 1359-nucleotide messenger RNA. It is a transcript of the gene SPTSSA, whose product is annotated as serine palmitoyltransferase small subunit A. The transcript has 2 exons. The record is from RefSeq and is a predicted model, not a curated record. Gene Ontology annotation, biological process: ceramide biosynthetic process. NCBI's taxonomy places the organism in Eukaryota, Metazoa, Chordata, Lepidosauria, Squamata, Rhineuridae. The coding region runs from base 94 to 300 and encodes 68 amino acids. Gene Ontology annotation, cellular component: serine palmitoyltransferase complex. Gene Ontology annotation, molecular function: serine C-palmitoyltransferase activity.
CACCUCCCCUCCACUGCCUUUCUGCCGUGCCUUGGCUGCUUUAACUGCCUAUCUGGGUGGCGCACUCUUACGCACAGAGGCAGUGCCGGGGAGAUGGCGUUGAACUCGGCCUGGAAGCAAAUGUCGUGGCUCUAUUACCAGUACCUGCUGGUCACCGCGCUCUAUAUGCUGGAGCCUUGGGAACGAACGGUGUUCAAUUCCAUGCUAAUAUCCAUCCUUGGAAUGGCACUUUAUACUGGCUAUGUUUUCAUGCCUCAGCAUAUUAUGGCAAUAUUGCACUAUUUUGAAAUUGUGCAGUGAGGAAGAAUGUCCUAAGUAGUGACCAGUCAGAAGGUGAAGAACUGACCAUCUACAAUUAAGGAGUUCUACAAGUGACAAAGCAAGCAAGAUGUGAUUGUAUCCACAACUGGCAGUCACCACUAAGGGAUGCAACAUGGCCUUUUUGGUGGCAUUUUUUUCUUUAUAAGAUUCCCUUGUAUAAUAAUUUGUCUAUUAACAUUGUGAUUGUUUGUACCUUUGAUAUCAGUAUUUUCUUAACUUUGUGACAGUCCCAGUAUUACACUGUAAAAGCUUUUCUUAAUGUAACAGAGUACAUUUUGCCUUCUAUUUUUAAUCAAAAACCAUCUUAUUAAAUGGGGCUUAAAGCUUUUGCUAUUGUAUGGUAUAUAUCCAUCUGGGUAUAUUUCUAGUAACACAUUUUGUAAGAAAAAAGUGUUUAGAUUCAUAUGGAGAUGUGGAUAUAUUCAUGGAAUCUUACAAAACCUUGUUUGUAAGACCUAACUCAGGUGCUUCAAUUGCUAUCUGGACUGUUCAGCUGAAUAUUUGUGUAUCAUUCUAUUUUGCUUUAGUAAUAAGUGGAAAGCCUUUGUUCCAUUUGAAGAAGAAUAUGACCACCUAGCAUCUAUGUAUAUGGAACAAUAUUUUGUAAGGAGAAAGUGCUGGGCCUAACUCUUGUCUGCACACAAAGGCUUAGUUUUAUGCAUGCCAUCUGGAGUUUUGUGAUAACAUCUUACAGCUGCUAUUAUAGCUUCUAACUGUAUAUUGUUUCCCAAAGAGCAUAUUUUAAUAUAGACUGAAUUUAAAGACCAUGGCUAUUGCUGUUGUCUAUAGUAUAAUCAUGUCUGUAUUAUGAACCCUUUAUUGUAACUAUUGUUCAAACUCCUUUGAAUACCCAGACCAAAUGACCAAAAUAUAAUGUUUGAAGUGAACUUGAGUUGAAAACAACAGCAAUAAGGAGCUACUAGGCUGAAGUCUUGUCUUAGUUUUUAUAGCCUUUUUUCAUAUUUGUAUUCUGAAACGUAAGAUAGCAAUUUUUAAGGUGGGGGUUAUUUUUCCCCCAAAAUAAAAGCUGAAAGCAUA